Messenger RNA from Penicilliopsis zonata CBS 506.65, 1740 nucleotides. RefSeq lists its product as hypothetical. The record is from RefSeq and is a predicted model, not a curated record. Bases 61 to 1389 code for a protein of 442 amino acids. Lineage: Eukaryota; Fungi; Ascomycota; Eurotiomycetes; Eurotiales; Aspergillaceae. The transcript has 2 exons. Gene Ontology annotation, molecular function: hydrolase activity, hydrolyzing O-glycosyl compounds.
CAUACUCUGUUCCAAGUAACAGUGGUAUAAUCACUAGUAUAUACUACAAAAAUGGUCACAAUGACAAGGCGCCGGAUAGGCGCUCUUCUCGUCUGCGUCGGCCUCAUUAUCCUCUUCCUAUCGUUCCGGCAGAGCGAUCGAUCGUUCGAUGGCCUUGCGGGGGUCUCGUCCCAUCCACUCAGCCCAUCGCUCAAUCCUUCAUCGGCCAUGUCGGUAUCCACACCCCACAAUUGUUCCACUCCAUCCUUCCCCUUUGUGACUCCGUUUCGCACCAAGGGCAGACACAUCGUCGAUGCGCGGGAUGCCGUCGUGAAACUCAUCAGCGUGAACUGGUACGGGGCGAGCGAUGUGCGGUUCAUCCCGUCCGGCCUGGAGGUGCAACACCGCGACCAGAUCGCCGCUCUGGUCCGCGGGAUGGGAUUCAACAGCGUGCGUCUGCCGUAUGCAGAUGAAAUGGUUCGGGCAAACCCGGUGAUCGACCCUGCGCUGCUGGCCGCCAACAAGGAUCUCAUCGCCAAUAAGGGGGGGAGGAACGUGACUGCGCUCGACGUCUUCACCGCCGUCGUGGACAGCCUGACGGCGGCAGGGCUGAUGGUGAUUGUAAAUAACCACAUCACACAGGCGACGUGGUGCUGUGGUAUCAACCCCUGCGACGCACGCUGGUCGAACGACUGGCUGCCUGGAUUGUCGCAGUUCUGCCGCGUGCGGCAGACGGAGGAGGCGUGGAUCGAGAACUGGGAGACAAUCAUGCGGCCGUUAGUCAAUAACUCACUGGUGAUCGGGGCGGACCUGCGCAACGAGGUCCGCGGGCUCUGGGGCACGCUGCACUGGGGCGAGUGGGCAAGCGCCGCCGAACGCGCCGCCGAACGACUGCUGCACCUCCAGCCGGACUGGCUGAUGAUUGUGGAAGGGAUCUCAUCGGCGAACGACCUGUCCGGGGUAGCAACGCGGCCGGUGCAGCUCAGCGUCCCCGACCGGGUGGUGUAUUCGGCUCACGUGUAUGCAUGGUCGGGCUGGGGCACGCUGUACCCGUUCUCACGACGAACGUACGCUGAUUUCGCAGCGACGAUGCGGUCAAACUGGGCGUACCUGCUGGAACAGGAGGUCGCGCCCGUCUGGAUAGGCGAGUUCGGGACGACCGAGCAUCCAGAAGCAGGCGACGUGAACUAUUGGACAAACCUGCUGCGUUUCCUCGCUGAGGUGGACGCCAGCUGGGGAUACUGGGCGCUCAACGCCCGCAAGCCCGAGGGAGACGAGUGGGAGGCAUACGGACUGGUAGGCGAUGCGUGGGACGAGCAGUCGAUCCGGACGGAUUUUCGCCUGGGGGAUUUGGCGAGAAUCGGACUGGGUGAGCCGGACACUGUAUGCCUGAGGCAUUCAACUAGAUAAUACAGCACACCAGAGAAUAAAGCACAGGCUCAACCAGGCAGUCCCUAUUUGUCCACGCAGAGGCUGGUCAGGCCCUGCAGAAAGUAUCAAAACGGAAGGCACCGACAAUCGCCUGGACACUGCUGGCCCGUCAGCGACUCCAUGCGCAAUCAGGCCGGCUACUGAUUGGGCUGUGAGGGAUUAAGCUUGGGCCCUUGUGCUGCUGGUGGGGGGAGGUGGUCCACUCGUAGCACUGGCAGCCAAUCAUAAUUAUCGAUCGUCAUCAUAUCAGAGUCUCUAAAAUACUAGAUACCUCAGGCACCAACCUAAAUUACAGAGGUUAGGUACCUGUUACUAUUACUGUUAGUACCU